Molecule: messenger RNA, 1920 nt
Organism: Symbiodinium necroappetens
Lineage: Eukaryota; Dinophyceae; Suessiales; Symbiodiniaceae
Source: the annotation of a GenBank genome assembly
AUGACGGCCAUGUACUUUGCGAUCACGGUGAUGUCCACUGUCGGACUGGGAGACAUCAACAUGAGCCUGUCCAACGAAAGGGCCCUGCUGUGCGUCAUCAUGGCCACAACCAGCUUGGUCGUAGGUGUCGCCGUGAAUGGGGUCGCGACGAUCGUGUCCAAGCUCAGCGAAAGAACAGCAGCAAACAUGGAACAGCUGGCACAGGUCUCGAAGUUCUUAAAGGUCUACAGAGUUCCUAGGGAGCUGCAGUCGCGGGUUCACGAUUACCUACUGCAAGUCUUCGAGAAUCGGGAGCGCGAAGAGACCAAGUCCAUGCUGAUGGGAUGGCUGAAGAAGUCAGAAGUGCUUCGGACGAAAGUGAACUUGGCUUUAACAGGAACUUGCUUGGUGCAGCACCGCUGGUUGAAACUACUUCCGCCUGAAGUCCUGGCAAACGUUUGUGACCUCUGUGACACGGAGUUUCAUCCUCCUCAGCAAGAGCUCAUCGCCGAAGGUGCUAUGGUGAAGACCUGUUUUUAUAUCCGAAGUGGCUUGGUGCAAACCAGCAAUCGAGCGGGGGGGCAAGCAUGGGCAGCCACCUCCAGCGAUGAUACCGAGGAGAGCGAUGAGAUCCAGAAGGAAAUCGAGGCGGCUGACGCAGCAAGUCCCGAUGCGAGGCUGCAAGGUGGGGCCUUCAUCGGCGAGUUUCGGCUCUUCUUGGGAGUGAGCCGGAGCUUGAAGACGGUUACGUGCAUUUCCUUUUGCGAGCUCAUCUCCAUCGACGUGUCAAAGUUCGAGUCCUUGAUGAGCGAAGCGAUGCCCGAGCUCUUUGACAUACUUGUGAUCUAUGCUGCAAUCGACCACGAUUGUCCCAAGGCCAUGCUCCACUGCCUGGAGCAGAACGGCAUUUCUCCGGAGAUGCCCCUGCUCUUCGGUGAGGGUGUGCUUCACCACUGCGCCAAGGUGAACGCCGCGGCUUGCGCGGAGCAUCUCAUGGGGGACCUUGGCCAAGACGCAGCCCAGGCCCGGGAUCAAGAUGGCAGGACGCCAGCACAGCUGGCCGCAGCCCUGAAGCACAAGAAGGCCUUCUGGGCAAUGAUCCAAGGCAGUGGGAGAACCAGGGUAACAGAUGUCGACGUGCUACCCAGGGAGGCACGAACGGCUCGUGGCAAGAACAGCCAAGCGAUUGCGCUGGCACCCUCGGCAUGGACGGAUCGAGACCAGGAGCCAUACACGAUGGCAAGGGUCCAACAGCUCUUUGCUGCCUGCAACCGAAAUGGCCUCGCUGCUUCUACAGGAGAGAGCUCCAAGGACAUGGAGGAUUUGGUGGAAGAGCUGAACACCUGUCAGAGUGAUCUUCUUGUCAUGAAUGUCCGGGGUGGCAUGCAACAAACACUACUGCGGCGGUUGAGGUUAGUGAGGCUUCGCUUGCUGGCCGUCAUCGACGACAACGUGCAUGCAUUGGUGGAGCUUAAUUCGGACGCAUGGUUGAGGGCACGGGAUCAGAAGUUAGGGAAGCUCCCCUACCGUCGCAUGCACAAGGGCGAGACGGAGGAGGAAGCUACGAAAAAGCUGAUGCAAGAGCUGGGCAUCUCGGUGUAUUUAUUCGAAGAGGAGCUCAUAGUACCCAUCACGAAGUCAUGCUAUGCCGAGACCAGGACGUCCAUGUCGUACCCAGGCUUGGAGACUGAAUACAUUGUCUACGAGUCGACAUGGAAGGUCCGCGCGCAGGCCUUACACCGGACAGAAGAGAUUGGUCUACCGAACGGCCGGCCCUUCCAAAAGGAGUUCUGCACUAAUGCCUUCCGGGUGGUCACCAGGCAGCUCUUGUGGCCAGUCCUCGUCAACUUCACUCUCAACGAAAAGCAUGCUGAUGAAAGGGGUGGUGAGAACAGCUGGGCUGUGAAGGGGCUCUCUAGAAAACAGGCCCAACAGGACUGA